Molecule: messenger RNA, 1728 nt
Organism: Solanum pennellii
Lineage: Eukaryota; Viridiplantae; Streptophyta; Magnoliopsida; Solanales; Solanaceae
Product: cytochrome P450 CYP749A22-like
Exons: 5
Coding region: 107-1627 (506 amino acids)
Molecular function (GO): heme binding; iron ion binding; monooxygenase activity
Source: RefSeq, a predicted model, not a curated record
GUCUUUUAAUUCAAACUAAUAUUCUCAACCUUAAUCCAUACAUUAGAAAAAGGCGAAAAAAUCAUAACCUUGAACUCUCAAGUCCAUUCAAACAUCAAUCACUAAGAUGAUGAUGAUCGUAAUCAUUCUCGCGAGUUUUCUUUUCAUUUCUUUGUUAGUGAUCUUCGUUAGGAUCGUUACGAAGCUAUUAUGGACUCCAUUUUAUGUACAAUUUAUGAUGAGAUAUCAAGGUAUACAAGGUCCUUGUUACAAGUUCCUACAUGGAAACUUCAAAGAGAUUGAUGAAAUGAAAAAAGUGUCUAUAAACAAAGCCAUGGAUCACUUGUCACAUGACAUAUUUCCAAGAAUUCUACCUCAUAUAUUUUCUUGGAAGAAACUAUAUGGGCCAAAUUUUCUCUACUGGUAUGGACUGCAACCUGAACUAGUAGUGACUGAACCAGAACUUCUCAAAGAAAUACUGAGCAAUAGAAACAACAAUUAUCCCAAAAUGGAUCUUGAAGGCUUUCCCAAGAAGCUUUUCGGAGAUGGGGUUGCGUCAUCUAAAGGCGAAAAAUGGGUAAAAAUGAGGAAACUAGCUAACCAUGUUUUUCAUGGAGAAAGCCUAAAAAGUAUGAUUCCGAUGAUGAUUAUGAGUUGUGAGACAAUGCUCGAACGUUGGAAGAUUUAUGAAGAUAAAGGAAUUGAAGUGUUUGAAGAGUUUAGGCUAUUAACAUCAGAGAUCAUUUCCAGGACUGCUUUUGGAAGUAGUUACUCAGAAGGAAAGAACAUAUUUCAAAUGCUGAUGAAGUUAGCUUCACUAGUUUCUGGAAAUGCUAACAAAGUUAGAUUUCCAGGCAUCAGUCAAAUAUGGAAAAGCUGUGAUGAAAUAGAGUCAGAGAAACUCGAGAAGGGGAUACAUGACUGCAUUACUCGAAUAAUAAAGAAAAGAGAAGAGGAAGAGGAAGAUCAUAACUUUGGAAGCGAUUUCCUUGGAAAACUCCUAGAGGCUUAUCAAGAUAACAGAAUAUUGAUAGAAGAUAUAGUUGAUGAGUGCAAGACGUUUUAUUUUGCUGGUCAUGAGACGACAACUAUAUUGCUUGGAUGGACAAUGUUCUUGCUAGCUACAAACAAGAAGUGGCAAGAAAAAGCAAGAAAAGAAGUUGUUGAAUCAUUUGGCCAUAAUGUACCUAAUGCAGAUGGACUAUCAAGACUGAAAACUAUGAACAUGAUUCUCGAUGAAUCUCUAAGAUUGUAUCCUCCAGUACCAUUCAUCAAAAGGAAAGUUGACAACAAAGUAGAGCUAGGAAAGCUAACUUUACCAGGUGAAAUGCAUUUCUAUAUAUCACCAUUAGCACUUCAUCAUGAUCGUAAAAUAUGGGGAGAAGACGUACAUGUUUUCAGACCAGAUAGAUUUGCUGAAGGAGUUGUUAAAGCUACAAACAACAAUCCAGUAGCAUACCUGCCAUUUGGCUAUGGACCUCGAACUUGUUUAGGCUUGAACUUUGCAAUGACAGAAGCAAAAAUUGCUCUUUCAAUGAUUCUACAACGUUAUAUGUUCACAAUGUCACCAACUUAUGUUCACUCUCCUGCUCAGCUUUUUAUGCUACGUCCACAGCAUGGAGUUGAAGUCAUUCUUCACAAAAUUUAAGAUGUAUAUAAAGAUGAAGAGGGAUUGAUUAUUGGUUUAAUCUGAAGUGUAAUUGUACUUAUAUUUGUCCAAACAAAUAAAAACUAUGUAUUUAUUUGGAA